Molecule: messenger RNA, 1866 nt
Organism: Sycon ciliatum
Lineage: Eukaryota; Metazoa; Porifera; Calcarea; Leucosolenida; Sycettidae
Product: RAB6-interacting golgin-like
Exons: 4
Coding region: 79-1134 (351 amino acids)
Biological process (GO): non-motile cilium assembly
Source: RefSeq, a predicted model, not a curated record
AGAACCUCCAAUGCUAAGGAAGGUACUAGAUGAACACUUUUGUAGUAUGCCUGCUGAAGAGCUGCCGUUUAGUCCGGCAUGACCAUGGCAUCUUGGGAGGGAUUUAGCGAUGCUGAUCUUCAGAGGCUGAAAGGCAGUAGCGUAGUUGUACAUAGCUAUACUGGCAAGGCGAAAUCGUCGCAACUGGCAAAAAAGCAGAACAGAAAGACGGCAGCAUCGCGCACACGGCCUGCUGCCAAAUCAGCCAGCGCCGCAAGGCCGUACACAGAUAGCGAGCGCUCGUCACCCGAACAACCCGUGGCUGCCUCCAGUUCAACAAAGCUUCGAGUCGUAUCCAGUGAGGGCUCGGUGUCCAGUGUAGACGCUGCAAGCACUAGUAUGGCAGCAGCAACAGCCUCGUCAAGCGCACCAACCUUAUCAAGAAAACGUAGUUCUGGAUCAACAGAGGGAGAUGCUGAGAUAGAAGUUCGAUUAUGCACGGACGAUGAACUCCAAAGUAUGAAGAAGAGCCGUCUCGAGGAACUCCACAAACAACAGAAGGAGCUCGAAAAAGUAAAUUUGGAGAAGAAGAAGCAGCUACAGCAGACCAUUGCUCUGCGGAAAGAGGAAGCUCAGAAGGAGACACAGCGGCUGACUACAGUUCAGAAGGAGCUGUCUCGACUUGACAACAUUGUCUCCACCGAUGUAUCAGUACUGCGUGAGAAGAUUGAAGAAGCUAAUGCAGCAUUCAACGAAGCUCAGCAACGCUAUGAUGCCGCCGAAGCUGAAUUUGUGAGCGCAAAGGUAACCCUGCACCGAUGCGGGGAGCAGAAGGAGUUGCUCAUGGAGCACCUCAUGACCAUCAUAGAACAGACUGAGUUGCGUAAGGCAAACAAGCUUGCCGAACUAAUGGGUACCCUAGAUGUUGGAGAAUCACAGCAGGGCGGCACGGCAUCCAACACUCCAUCUAAUGGCAGUGCUGCAGCAAUGCCUGAUGCAAAUGCCUCCAGUCAGCUGUCCAGUGAUGUAGCUAACAAGGACCACGGAGAUGAAGAGGCUGAUGGGGAGGAUGACGAUGUACCACAGGAGCCUGUAACCCUUCUUGGUUUGGCUCAGUCAGCAGACGAAGAGGAAGGCAGAAUAUACAGCGAGUGACUGUUAUAGGCGCCGGUGUUGUCCGGGAACAGCCUGUGUCGGUAGUGGGAAAGUGAGUAUUGGUUAUUGAUGUCUGGAUAGAGACUAGUUUGGAACUCUGAGACUUUGUCAAGUUCAUACAGGUAUUGUGUGGCCGUGCAUUUGAGGACGAUAUGCUGCUUCGAAGUAAGUUACAAAUCCGCAAUAUUAACUAUACAAAUUUAUGAAGCAGAGUAUAAAAUGACAUGAUGGCAGCCAUUAUCAUGUUGUUAAUUAUUGCUGUAUGUUCUUUUAAAUAAUUAUUGAUAUCUUUGCCAAAGCCAUUUAGUGCAGCACGCUGGCAUCUUAGCACUAGUCAGCAGUAGAGGAAUACGCAGGCCAUAAUUUAUAACACGUUUACUAGCUACCUUUGUUCAUAAUAUUCCUACCUUGCCGCGGGCUGAGCGAGUCGAUUCAUCCCUGUACAGCAUGUCUUGGUUUACUGACCGGUGUCAGCUGGCAAGGAAGUGCUGAGUGAGUGUCUGUAGUCCUAUGUACUACUUUCGGAAGUAGUGCUGGUAUUAGCAGAUCCUGCCUUUGAUGCUUUGAGCCAGCUCAGAAAAGGUUUCUAGUUCACUGGAGAUCUGACCUCAUUGCGAUGCGUUUGGUUCCACCUGUGACUCUGUGCUUGACUGUUUGAAACCUAAAAAUCCAGCUAGUUGUCCGGAGAUUGUGUACUUCGAAAUACGUGUACUGACCGUUGUGGACAUUGAA